CGCGGCGCGCGCGCGACGGCCAAAGGCGCUUCGGGGUCGGCGACGCAGGAGAAGGCUACCUUUAGCAUUGGGCGAGGCGACUGAAUCGCGCUUUCAUCGCCGACGAGCUCGCGGAUCGUGUGAGCGCGCGACUCCGGGGCGCGGCGAGACCCGCCAUUUUUGAACGAGCGCCGCGGGGUAAACCAAGCGUCGGGUUGAUGGGUGUGCGCACCGCGCACGGGACCAAUCUGGGCGCGACGAGCGGUCCAUCCGGCGCGAUGGGUGCGGACACGAGCUAUGAGAUGCUGACGGCGCUCAACCCGGCGCACCUCAAGGCGCUCCUGGGCCAAGAGGUUGUCGUGACCCUCGGCGACGCCUCCACGCGCACGGGGAUCGUGUACAACGUGGAUCCCGUCAACUUCUCCGUCGCCCUGCUCAAGCCGCGUCGACCCCUGAUCAAGGGCACUCAAGCUUCACCGAAGGGACACAACGGCGAGGAUCACCUGUGCGUCGUCCCCGGCCACGCGGUCAAGGGCGUGGAGGUGGUGGGAGGACAACGCGCGGCGAUGGAGUGCCUCACGUCCGUAGGCGCCGUCGGGUGGAACGCUCGAUCGGCGUCGGCGACGCAGCCCGGGGGGUUGGAUCGAUUCGGCGCAGCUGGCGCGGCUGGCAGUUCAAGCGGGCGGAGGAUGUCGCUCGAGUUUCUGCGAUCGUACUCCAACGCGUCGCCGGCGCCACCGCCGGCGCACGCGCGCCGGGAGAGGUUCUCGGACCCCGGCUACGGGGAGGAGGAGCGAGGGAAUGCGGGGGAUCGGUCGAUGGGUUCCAUCGCGGAGGGUUCGGCCGACGGGGCCGCGGACGACGGCGUCGCGCGGGCGAGGAGAGACGCGGGGUGGGAGGAGCGAAGAGAGCGCGUGCGCGCGAUGCUGGAGCGGGCGCGGGUGCCGGUGCACGUGUCCGCGGCGACGGGCGCGGAGAGGGUCCCGGGCGCCACCCCGCUGGUGGUGAUGGGAUGCGCGAGGGUCGCGUACCCAUUCACCGCCGACGCGGUGGAGUGCGCCAACGAGAUUGUCCUGGCGCGCGUCAGGGAGCUGGUGUCCACGGUGCAGUGAGCUUUUUAGCGUUCAGACGAACGACGUCGUAACAUUCGUGGGCGAUUCGUUAAACAUCCGAGACUGCGUCGCGACG
Messenger RNA from Micromonas commoda, 1167 nucleotides. RefSeq lists its product with no specific name. The transcript has 5 exons. NCBI's taxonomy places the organism in Eukaryota, Viridiplantae, Chlorophyta, Mamiellophyceae, Mamiellales, Mamiellaceae. Gene Ontology annotation, biological process: spliceosomal snRNP assembly; spliceosomal complex assembly. The record is from RefSeq and is a predicted model, not a curated record. Bases 258 to 1091 code for a protein of 277 amino acids. Gene Ontology annotation, cellular component: nucleus; SMN complex.